This is a messenger RNA of Perca flavescens (yellow perch), 3383 nucleotides long. RefSeq names its product adaptor related protein complex 4 subunit beta 1 (gene ap4b1). The transcript has 13 exons. Gene Ontology annotation, cellular component: clathrin adaptor complex; membrane coat. The coding region runs from base 180 to 2657 and encodes 825 amino acids. Lineage: Eukaryota; Metazoa; Chordata; Actinopteri; Perciformes; Percidae. Gene Ontology annotation, biological process: vesicle-mediated transport; intracellular protein transport. The record is from RefSeq and is a predicted model, not a curated record.
CUGCGGAAGUGUGCACAGUGUUGUAAACAACAAUCGAGUCAUCGAGUAGCGUUAGGAAUGAAAACCCCCCAUUUAAAGUGCUGAAUGGUAACGUUUUUGAAAAAAAAUUAAAAAGUCAGUGGUGUAAUGUCGCAAGUAAUGCUUUAAAGUGAGCAGGUACGGUGCUGUGUGUAGCCAGCAUGCCGUAUCUGGGCAGCGAGGAGGCGGUGAGGGAGCUGAGGAGAGCUCUGUCCAACCCCAACGUCCAGGGUGACCAGCUGCGCUACAGGAACACCAUCCUCAAAGUCAUCAGAGCGAUGUCCCAGGGGGUGGAUGUAUCUGGCCUGUUCAGUGAGAUGGUCAAAGCAUGUGCCACAGUAGACGUAGUCCAGAAGAAACUGGUCUAUGUCUUCCUGUGUUCCUAUGCCACUUUAAACCCGGAGCUGUCUCUGCUGGUCAUCAACACGCUGAGGAAAGACUGUCAGGAUCCGAACCCCAUGGUCCGCAGCCUGGCCCUGAGGAACAUGACCAACCUCAGGUUACCCAGCCUGGUGGAGUAUGUGGAGCAGCCUCUGACAGCAGGACUGAAGGACAGAGCAGCUUGUGUACGACGAGUGGCUGUACUCGGCUGGGCCAAACUACACAAUCUCCAACCCAGCUCUGAGAUAGAUGCUGCGGUGGUGAACGAGCUGUACACCCUGCUGAGGGACCCAGACCCGGUGGUGAUGGUGAACUGCCUCCGAGCUCUGGAGGAGAUCCUGAAGGAGGAGGGAGGAGUCGCUAUCAAUAAACCCAUCACCCAUCACCUCCUCAAACGGUUGAAGGAGUGUGAUGUUUGGGGUCAGUGUGAGGUGCUGAGGAUCCUCCAGCGCUACCGGCCUCAGUCAGACGACGAGCUGUUUGACAUCCUGUCCCUGCUGGAUGCCUCCCUGGUCAGCCCCCACCCCCCGGUCAUGGCGGCUACCCUCAGCUUCUUCCUCAGCCUCUGCUCCGGCCUGCCUGCUGUCAAUCUGGCGGCACUGGAGCGAGUGCGCGCGCCCCUGCUGGCCGCCUGCGGCAGCGUAUCCAGGGAGAUGAGGUUCACCGCCCUGUGCCACAUCCAGUUGCUGUUGCGUUCUCUCCCUGGCCUGAUGGGGGCGCACUACAAACGCUUCUUCUGUGGCUACGCUGAGCCGGCCUACAUCAAGCAAAGGAAGAUGCAGGUGCUGGUGGAGCUGGUGAAUGAUGAGAAUGUAGCAAUGCUACUGGAUGAGCUGAAAGGAUACUGCACUGAUGUCAACGCCGACACUGCCCAGGCUGCAAUCUCAGCUAUAGGUCGUAUUGGACGGAGCUACAGCGACCGAUGUCUGGAGAUCCUCACUGGGCUGCUCGGGCUCAAACAGGAGCACAUCACUUCUGCGGUGGUGCAGACGAUGCGUGACCUGGUCUGGGUGUGUCCUCAGUGUAGCGACACUGUGUGUUUGGCUCUCGAGGGCUGCGAGGAGACGCUGCAGGAUAGCCAGGGCAGGCAAGCCUUGCUGUGGUUGCUGGCCGUUUAUGGGGAGCGAAUCUCCAGCGCCCCCUACACCUUGGAGGUGUUCAUUGACGGAGUGCGGAGCGAGGCCUCUCUGGGCGUCAAGAUGGAGCUGCUGACGACCACCAUGAGGCUGUUUUUGUGCCGGCCUGCUGAGACACAAGACAUGCUUGGAAGACUGCUGCACUACUGCAUAGAGGAGGAGACGGACAUGUGCGUGCGUGACCAGGCGCUUCUCUACUACCGCCUGUUGCAUUGUGGGACAGAAGAGACGCGAAAGGUCCUCCAGGGUCGGAGGUCAGACCCUUCCCUGGGUGUUCUUAUUGGCCGCCCCGCGGAGCCCAUCAGCCAGUGGGCAUGCAGCUUUAACACUCUGGAGCCCCUGAGGCAGGGCAGCGUGGAGACCGAGUCCGCCAGCAGAGGAAGCCCUGAACAUGUGACCUUUGACCCCAAGCCUAACACUGACCUCUCAGACACACUGGACUGUGGCCAAACUGAGACGGUUCUGUCAGGCUCAGACAGCGGGUGCCCAGACUCCUCUGCUGACGUCUUGGCUUUGAGCGUCGCCGCCCCCCUCAGUUUGUCCCCGUCGCCGACUCUCAGCCCGGAGGAGUUUGAGCGUCUUUGGCUGCAGCGACAGCCUUUGCAUGCUGAGCAAGGUGCUGACAAACUGGAAGAAAAGGAGGAUUAUAUGUGCUCGGAAGAACGCAUCCAGUGCGCUGCGAUACCUCACUGUUCACCACAAAGCCUUCAGGCUGCGAUGCAGCUGGUCAACAUCCAGACACUGGCCUUCACGCCACCUCACACGCUUCCCUGGAGAGUCUACCUGUACACACACACCCAGCAUGCACACCGUGGCGACACGCCCCGCAGCACGCUCAUAGUCGGGGAGCUGCUGUACACUGGAGAGGCUAAUCAGAGGGUAGGAGUAGUAAACAAAGGCAUGGAUGAUGGAGACGUGGUGGAGGGCAGGGAAGAGGAGCAGGUGAAACAGGGAGAGGAGGCCACAGCUGAUGGGCUGAGCGAGACAGAGUCUGUGAGGAAAUAUGGAGAGAAGAUAAUAAAAGUGACUCUGAAGCAGCAACCAAGAGAUGACAAAGCUCUCAAGGGGUUUCUCUCCAUCCUUACAACUGUACUGCAUACAUUGGCCUCAGAGAGGAGUUAAAUAUGCGUUACACACACACACACACACACACACACACACACACACACAUCAUUGUACUUACUGUGUUUCUUUAAGAAGAUGCCCACUGAGCACACUCAUUCCCUAACCAUAACUGUAAAAUAGGGCAAAAAUGCCCUCGCUUUGCAAAGGCUUCACACUCUGAAUUGUCAGGUUUAAAUUGGACUUCAAACCACUUUCGCUUUUCACCUUGCACAUUUAAAGUAUCGGCUGAAAUAAAUGGAGUCUUUACUGGAGUAAAACAUGAUUUAUCAAGACCACAUUCAGUUGGUUAACUUCAGCCGACGGCCAUUAAUCUCUAAAGUUUGCUGUUUUCUCACAAUCAUAGUAAGUGGAUUAAAGAAUAGUUUGGGUCAGGUAAGUGUAGGGCCUGAUGGGGUCACUCACCGAAGCAAAGUCAACUUCUCUUGUUUCCUCUUGGGACUGAAAUAGAAUAAUGUUUACAGACAAGCAUGCCCUGAUGGAAGUAACCACCUCACAGCAUUCACAGGACAUAGAGCUGAACAAGGGCCCUGAAACUUGUUUGUUUUGUUUUUUUACAACAGUGAGCUAAUUGUCAGAGGCUCCCAGAUGUCUAGCCUUACCCCUUGAAUGUAUUUGACAGAUUUUUGUGUAGAGGCUGUCAUGAUAAUAGCAGGCUGAAGGUAAAUGCAAAUACAAACGCAAGAACUUGACUUAAAAUAAUAAAACAUUUGGAUUCCUCCUGCA